Zerene cesonia (dogface butterfly) is the source of this 2965-nucleotide messenger RNA. RefSeq names its product RNA-binding protein 24-B-like. The transcript is spliced from 5 exons. Lineage: Eukaryota; Metazoa; Arthropoda; Insecta; Lepidoptera; Pieridae. The coding region runs from base 150 to 938 and encodes 262 amino acids. Gene Ontology annotation, molecular function: RNA binding. Gene Ontology annotation, cellular component: cytosol. The record is from RefSeq and is a predicted model, not a curated record.
GCUUCGAAGGAGCACCAGUCCGCGCGCAACCACCGUAGGUAACGUACGUGUCCACCCGCGUGUUAUACAUAAUCAACUCGUCCGCUUCAGCGGAGUGACAGUGUUCCCAGAGUGUAAGGGUGGCCGGCGCAACGGAGGCGGUUCAAGGAAUGUUGAUGGCGGGCGCUUUGCCGGCCGAGCCUGAAGGGCUACUGGCGUUGGGCUCGCUGCCCGGCCAGAAAGACACCACCUGGACAAAGCUGUUCGUUGGUGGGCUACCAUAUCACACGACAGACAAAAGUUUAAGAGAACAUUUUGCUGUGUACGGGGAUAUCGAGGAAGCGGUUGUCAUCACAGACCGGCAGACGAGCAAAAGCAGGGGAUAUGGAUUUGUAAUCAUGGGAGAUCGGGCGGCUGCUGAAAGAGCGUGCAAGGAUCCAAACCCGAUCAUAGAUGGAAGGAAAGCUAAUGUUAAUCUGGCAAUCCUAGGGGCUAAGCCGAGAGGAAAUUUGGCGCCAGGUUUUGGCUUAGCUGCAGCAGCCGCGGCCGGUGUCCGUGCAGGUUACCCAACAGUUCUGCCAGCUCAUUACGGGUUGUCGCCGGGCUACGUGUACGGUACUCCCAGUUAUAUGGGGACAGUUGGAGGGAUGAGCGCGGGUGUGGGCGCGGGGGCGGGGGGGCUGGUUCAGCUGCCGCAGUUGCAGCACGCGGCGGCAGUUGCUGCUGCCAAUCACUUGUAUGAGUACCAAGCCGCAGCUGCGCAAGGAGCUGCGGCGUACCAACAACAAUAUGCGGCUGCUGGAUUUGAUCCAUACGCCACUGCUGCCGCAGCUGCAGCAGCCGCGAGUGGCGCCGGGUACGUCUCCCCCUACUACACGUUACCCGGCGGCGGGGUCCAAGCCCCCCUCCUGCCGCCCCUCCCCUACCCCCCACCUCUGCAAGAAGCACGCAUGCAGUAACACAGACUGCACCGCAUCUUGGUAAUGCGCUAAUUAAUCUCGAGUCUACAUACAUUUUUCUACUCGAUGUAAAUGUAUAUAAAUGGAAACAUCACUACGGAUUUGCGUUACCAUAAAGCCAAAAAUUCUUUCAAACCAGUUAAUUAACCAAAAAUGUUUAGUAUGACCAAAGCAAACCUUUAGGGUAAGGGGCUUAAGUUGUGAAUGGUGAUGGUAUUAAAAAUAUUAUACAACGCGUAAUGUACGGACUAAAAUAUCAGUUAUAGCUGGCAACUAUGCGAGGCAUGCCCUAGUCCGAGACUAGGUGAAGCCAUAGUAAACGCAGUGUCCAGUCUUGUAUGAUAAACAUUUUUGCAUGGUUGCCAGCUUAAAAUAAUUUUACUUAAUCUUCUACCUACAUGUUUAUAAGUUCUGUCACAUUAUUUUACUUCCAAUUUCUUUCAUCAUAAUCAAUCAUAUUUUCUUACUAGUAUUUGAAUUCCCGUGUCGAGUAUAUCUAGUUAGAAUCAGAAUGGGGCGAAAGCUGUUUCAUGACAAUAAAGAAAAACAUCAAUAUUGCUCAUUGCUAUUAUUGCGAGAGAUAUCUCAAUUAUCUAAAAUAACUAAAUAACUUAGUAAAUACAUCAUUGAUAAAACGCAGGGUGAUAGUGUGUCUAUCUAGAUUUCUAGAAUAUAAAUUUAUAGUCUAUCGUCUCUUCCAAAUUAUUUUCUUUAUAAACUUGAUACCAUAUUUGCGAAAAGUUCCUAAUAUGUAUGUGGUAUAACUUCACGUUACUUUGCGCUGAAAUGUAUCAAACUAUGCUCUCUUAAAAAUGUGGACGAUGGGCGAUAUCAGAUGUAGGUAAAAAUAUUUAUGAAGCAAUAUUGAAUCAUUUUCCGUAAGAUCUGUGUAUUUUAUUAGAUACAUAAUGAGGUAAUUGUGGAUGUGUAAGUGUAUGCUUAAAUUAUAAUGCUAUCAAAGCAAAAAUUAAUCUUCUAAUAGUUCUCUAAACAUGUCCAUGUUGCUCAAUGUGUCCUAAAAUGGACUUGGUUUAGCUUAAGAUUGGAGAUCCAAGGGCUUUUUACGUAAAAUUAGCAAAAGUACUUAUUCUUAUGUGUAACAUACGCAGCCCUUCUAAUUUUAUCUCCAAAGCGGUAUAGGGUACUUAAUAGUUAGAAUAAUUCAAUUACUAGUCCACGUAAUAUUAAUUAUAAUGAAAUCUUGACAAUCGCCAGUCGUAUUUUCACUAAUUUUAAUUUUUAAACUAUUUUCUUCAAUUGUGAUUACCAAAAUUGACUAUUGUCUUGCGUAUUAUGAUACGCAGGAUUGUCCACAGAAUUAAAUGAAAUGUCACAGUGACAUUGACCGGACGGAUAAUUAUUUCAGUUAAAUGAAUUAGUAAAAACUACUUAAUACUUAUGCGGCUGGCGUUUUAGUACAAGCUAAGGACACUAGACAGAAUAGAUUAUUUUAGUAAGUAAGUUUAAUUUUAGUUUUAAUAUGCUGUUAUUCGUAAUUUAUUUUGUUGAUAUUUGUAAAUCUACAUGUUGAUAACUAUUUAUUAUGUGAAAGAGGAAUAAAAAUUGUUAAAUAUUUAUGAGCCGAAUUGAAUCUCUUAUGGCCUAUGUCAGUUAGUAUUAUAAUUCGGUUCGAUAUAUUGAAUUAAACACAUAAAACUUUAAAUAAGUAGACAUAAAAAUGUACCAAAUAGAACAUUGUAUGUAAGCCAUAAAUUGGCCAUCUUGCCUUAUGCACAUAGAGUAUAAAUAGUUAAUAUAGAAAGAAAUAUUAUACUAAAUAUAUUACACAUAUCAUCAAUUCAGAUUAUGUAUGAUAAAAGUCGGUGUAAAUCCACCGUGCAGUCCAUAAUAGUGCAUUUCAUUCGCAGUAAUUAUAAGCACAAUUAUUUAUGUAUAACAUACUUAAAUGAAUGUGAAUUCAUAAUAAAUACCUAAUAAUUGUUAAAAAAAAAAAUAAUUUAAAAAUUAUACUAUAAUGUACUUAAUUUAGGAUAUUGUAAAAUGGAAAAUAAUUUUUUAAGGUACAA